AUGGCAACCGCUGCCAACACUGCCAACGCUGCCCCUCCUUCCCCUUCCCGUCCCUCCCUUCAGGGCUCUCACUCCUCUUCCAGCAUAAACAGCGCACAGUCCAAUGGCAAGCCGGCAGAUUAUGUCUACUUCGAGCGGACCACAGCAGGUUUCUCGGAUGAUGCUGUACCACGCGCCAAGACGGCGCAACUAAAGCUGGAGCACUUCUAUAAGGUUGCUGUGGAUGCCGCUAUUGAGCGCAACACAAGACGCGUCGAGCUUGAGAGGAAGUUGGCAACUGAGACUGCGAUGUCCGAUGAGCGAAAGCAGCGGCAGUUGCAACAGCUCGGCAAGCGCGAGUCAGCUUUCCUGCGUCUCCGGAGGACGAAGCUAGGUCUCGAUGACUUCAGGACGGUGAAAGUCAUUGGAAAGGGUGCAUUCGGAGAGGUCAGGGUAGUUCAGAAGACAGAUACAGGCAAGAUCUAUGCUAUGAAGACACUCCGGAAAGACGAAAUGUUGAAGAAGGACCAGCUUGCCCAUGUCCGCGCAGAGCGCGAUGUUUUGGCCGAGUCUAACUCUCCAUGGGUCGUACAGCUUUACUACUCGUUCCAGGAUUCCGCGUAUCUCUAUCUGAUCAUGGAGUUCCUGCCUGGUGGUGACCUUAUGACCAUGCUGAUCAAAUACGACACAUUCUCGGAGGAUGUGACGCGUUUCUACAUCGCUGAGUGUGUUCUUGCUAUUGAAGCUGUACAUCAACUGGGCUUCAUCCAUCGUGACAUCAAGCCUGACAACAUCCUGAUUGACAAAGACGGUCACAUCAAACUGUCGGAUUUCGGUUUAUCCACCGGAUUCCACAAGAACCACGAUUCAAGCUACUAUCAGCGACUUCUGGACUCGGCUAAUGGCGUGCAGUCGCCGACAACUGCGGCGCGGAACAGUGUCAUGGUCAAUGCGAUCCAUUUAACUAUGUCAAGCAAGGACCAAAUUGCCACCUGGAAAGCGAACCGCCGGAAGCUUGCUUACUCGACCGUUGGCACUCCCGACUACAUCGCCCCAGAAAUAUUCUUGCAGAAAGGAUACGGCAAUGAGUGCGACUGGUGGUCGCUCGGCGCGAUCAUGUUCGAAUGUCUCGUCGGAUACCCGCCGUUCUGUUCGGAGUCGACACACGAGACAUAUCAGAAGAUCCUCCAGUGGCAGAACUACCUCAUGUUCCCCGACGAUGUGCACCUCAGCCGCGAAGCCGAGGACAUUAUCCGACGACUCAUUACCUCUCCCGACCGCCGGAUGACCGCUGAGCAGCUCAAGAAGCACCCCUUCUUCUACGGCGUCAGCUGGACGGGCAUCCGACAAAUCGAAGCGCCAUUCAUCCCGCGUCUGCGAUCUAUCACCGACACAUCGUACUUCCCCACAGAUGAGCUCGAGCAGGUUCCGGACGAGCCUGUCGGCGCAGACACCACCGGUGCGAGCAAGGAUCUGGCCUUCUUGGGGUACACAUUCAAGCGAUUCUCGGUCUCCUCUCAAGCUUUCUAG
Messenger RNA from Postia placenta MAD-698-R-SB12, 1509 nucleotides. RefSeq lists its product as hypothetical. The record is from RefSeq and is a predicted model, not a curated record. The transcript has 8 exons. Gene Ontology annotation, biological process: peptidyl-serine phosphorylation; intracellular signal transduction. Gene Ontology annotation, molecular function: protein serine/threonine kinase activity; ATP binding. Lineage: Eukaryota; Fungi; Basidiomycota; Agaricomycetes; Polyporales; Adustoporiaceae. The coding region runs from base 1 to 1509 and encodes 502 amino acids.